Molecule: messenger RNA, 1156 nt
Organism: Camelina sativa (false flax)
Lineage: Eukaryota; Viridiplantae; Streptophyta; Magnoliopsida; Brassicales; Brassicaceae
Product: protein THYLAKOID ASSEMBLY 8, chloroplastic
Biological process (GO): Group II intron splicing; chloroplast organization
Molecular function (GO): protein binding; RNA binding
Source: RefSeq, a predicted model, not a curated record
CGUCAAUUUCUGUUCCUUUUUGUCACCACCACCACUCAAGAGGGAGACGGAGAGAGUAACGGCGAAUAUGGAAGGGAUUGGCCUGCGAAGUUGCGGCGAGGAGAUUCUCAAUCUCGGCUUUAGUUUACGCGGUGGUAACGGCGUCAGGUUUCCGGUUCUCCGGCGAGCUAUGGUGAUAAAGAUGAGAGACCGUGGCAAGAACAGGAAACCAUUGCAGAGAGGUCGAAUGCUCAGUAUCGAAGCGAUUCAAGCGGUUCAAGCUUUAAAGCGAGCUAAUCCUCUUCUUCCUCCUCCUACUCCUUCUCCCACGUCUUCUUCACCAAUGCUCGAUCGUGUAAUCGAUUCCAAAUUCCGUCGUCUCUUAAAAUUCGAUAUGGUCGCCGUUCUCAGAGAGCUAUUACGCCAAAGCGAGUGCUCUCUAGCUCUCAAGGUAUUUGAAGAGAUUCGAAAAGAGUAUUGGUACAAGCCUCAGGUGAGAUUAUACUCAGAUAUGAUCACUGUUAUGGCGGAGGAUACUAGUUUGAUCGAAGAGGUUAAGUAUCUUUACUAUGAAAUGAAAUCAGAAAAGGGUUUAAUGGCUGAUGUUGAAGGCUUCAACACUCUCUUGACGACACUUUUGAAUCAUAAGCUGUUUGAUCUUGUCAUGGAUUGUUAUGCCUUUAUGCAAUCAAUUGGGUAUGAGCCUGAUAGGUCUUCCUUUAGGAUUUUGGUUUUAGGUCUUGAAUCAAAUGGUGAAAUGGGUUUAUCGGCUAUUGUUAGACAAGAUGCUCAUGAGUAUUAUGGUGAUUCACUUGAGUUUGUUGAAGAAGAUGAAGAAGUAUCUAGUGGGACUCGUGGUGUGUUGAUCUAAUAAUGAUGGAACUCUUCAUGGUUUGAUGUUCAGUAGAGCUCGAAGUUUGAUCAUACUGUAUACUAAUAUCUUCCAAGUAGGAGCCGAUUAGAUGAUGCCUGGAUUUUUGUAUCUAAGGUUAGCCGAACCAUAUCAUGUAGGCUUGUAUGUUGUAAGUUGUAACAUUGGAGUGUUACCACCGUGUACGCGUUUUUGGAUUGUAUCAGAGAAGAUACGAAACUUGUAUCUGUUCUACAGUCACUCAAGUCUAUGGAGACAGACAAUUAUAGCUACACAAAUCCAUAACAAUUGCAGUUUUAUUCGUAA